Labrus mixtus (cuckoo wrasse) is the source of this 2181-nucleotide messenger RNA. RefSeq names its product X-linked inhibitor of apoptosis (gene xiap). The transcript has 8 exons. NCBI's taxonomy places the organism in Eukaryota, Metazoa, Chordata, Actinopteri, Labriformes, Labridae. Gene Ontology annotation, cellular component: nucleus; cytoplasm. Gene Ontology annotation, biological process: regulation of cell cycle; negative regulation of apoptotic process; positive regulation of protein ubiquitination. The record is from RefSeq and is a predicted model, not a curated record. Bases 179 to 1579 code for a protein of 466 amino acids. Gene Ontology annotation, molecular function: ubiquitin protein ligase activity; cysteine-type endopeptidase inhibitor activity involved in apoptotic process.
ACCACGUGCGCAGUGUGAACGCUAGGAAGGUGUAGCUUUCACUUCCUGAAGUGGAUGCGUUAAAUAUCCUCUCAUUACCGUAUUCUCCUGUAGGCGGUGGUCACACCAAAGGUUGACUGAAAAAGAUAUACUCAACAGGUGGCUGGACUCGCUUGAACGCUUCCUCUCUGGCUCUAUCAUGUGUGAUCUUGGGCAAGAUGGUAACUUUGAGACGGAUCACUUGGAUGAUUUUUCCCGGAUGAAUAGCCGCCUGGAUUCAUUCCGUGGCUCUGGGCUGGCCUCGCAGAUGUCAGCAGAAAGAUUGGCCCGGGCGGGCUUCUACUUCACUGGCCAAGCUGAUCGUGUCCGCUGUUUCAGCUGCCAGAAGACUGUGGAGAACUGGUGCAGGGAAGACACACCUGUAGAGAGGCAUAAAGAGGUUUCACCAUCAUGCAAGUUUCUUAGCUGCACUCACCGCCCCAGUUUCGGCCCAAGUUCUGAUACCAGCCUAAAUAACGGUUUAACCUACAAUGAAGAAGCUGAGGACAUGGAAUAUCGUUUGAGAACAGGAGAGGUGGUCGAUGAAACUACUUAUCCAAUGGCCCCUCACAUGAAGAGUGAGGAAGUACGGCUUCAAACUUACUCUUCUUGGCCCCCCACAGCUCCUGUGAGAUCUCGAGAUCUGGCCGAAGCCGGGCUCUACUACUUAGGAGAGCUAGACAGAGUGCAGUGCUUCUGCUGUGGUGGCAUGCUGGGAGGUUGGGAAACAGGGGACACCGCCUGGGGGGAACACACCACCCAUUUCCCCUACUGCUUCUUCAUCCUCGGGCAUGAUGUGGGCAACGUCCCAUUUCAGGGAGUGAUGGAGGAGGAGGGCAGCAGUAGACAACAAGCAAACAAUCAUGUUCCGAUGGGCAGUUUUGACGAAAGGCUUGGCAGCUUUGCUGGAGUUCAGCACCCUAUAGACCAUGAGAGGCUUGCCAGAGCUGGCUUCUACAGCACAGGUUCAGGAGACCAGGUGUUAUGUUUCUGCUGUGGUGGAGGUUUAAAAGGCUGGCAGCCUGAGGAAGACCCUUGGGAAGAACAUGCCAAAUACUACCCUGGAUGCAGUUUCCUGUUAGCAGAAAAGGGACAAGAAUUUGUCAACAGCAUCCAGCUACAAGACCCACGACGAAACGGAGCUGCUUCAAGUCAUCAGAAUGGAUUUUCGGGAGAUAGGAAUGAGGUGCUGCACUCCGCCAUGGCUCAGAGAGCCAUAGGGAUGGGUCUAGAGCCCAGUGUGGUGGAAAAGGUGAUUUUGGAGAAAAUCAGUCUCACAGGUUUGGGCUACUCCAGCCUGGAAGAACUUCUGGAGGAUUGUCAUAAUAAAACACAAGACAGCGAUCCUGCAAAAUCACAGGAGCAAGAUGAGGACCCACUUGAGAAACUACGGAAGCUGCAGAUGGAGAAACAGUGCAAAAUAUGUAUGGACAGAGAUAUUUGUAUUGUCCUCAUUCCAUGUGGUCAUCUGGUCACCUGUAAGGAGUGUUCAGUGUCACUCAUAAAGUGUCCGAUCUGCUGCGGGGCCAUUACACAGAAGAUCAAAACCUAUAUCGCUUAAGGGAACCACAGACUCUUGCCCCAUGCCAAUGCUGCUUUCUCACUAUCUAUAUCCUAUCUUAUUUUGAUUAUAAAUGUAGAUAACCUGUAAAAUAACAGUAUAAUAUAUAUAUAGACCAUGUUGUUUUUAGAGUGUCACAAGAAAACACUAUUUUCACAAUCACUCAGAUUCUAAGUUGCUGUUAAUAAUGAUGAUAUGAUAUAUAAAUAGUGGAUGUUGAUUUUCUUGGCCAUCAAUGAUUAGUGCCACUUGUAAAUUCAGACUAAAUGAAAGCAUCUGUUUGAAAACUCUCUUGCCAGAGGUGCCUUAUCCUAGAUGUAUGUAUUUGUGUCUAAUUUGUCUUUUUUGUUUUUAACGUUAAAUAUUUAAUUGAUGUGGACAUGGGGUGUAAAAUCAGUCAGUAACCAACACAUCUUGUCUGCUGUUCAUAAUGUUUAAGACUGUAUUUUAUCAUUGUUUGUUUUUCUGUAGAGGAAAGAAGGUAGACUUUGCUUUGUAACUAUCAAAAUCAACUCUGGUUAGAGGUCUGCAGAAAAAUCUUUGUGUUGUGAAAUAAUUUUACCAUUCCAUCAAUAAAUAAGAUGUCAUCAGUUGUGAAUAAA